AUGUCCAGUCUUAAUAACAAAAAACCUAGUAAUAUUAAUCAAAGUGUAACUAAUGGUGGUAGAAAAAAAUUACUAUUGAUGGGUCGCUCAGGUAGUGGUAAAUCAUCCAUGAGAUCGAUUAUCUUUAGCAAUUAUUCUGCCUUUGAUACAAGAAGGUUAGGUGCAACCAUUGAUGUGGAGCAUAGUCAUUUAAGAUUUUUAGGUAAUAUGACAUUAAAUUUAUGGGAUUGUGGGGGUCAAGAUGUUUUUAUGGAAAACUAUUUUCAACAGCAAAAAGACCAUAUUUUCCAAAUGGUUCAAGUAUUGAUCCAUGUUUUUGAUGUAGAAAGUACCGAAGUUUUAAAGGAUAUCGAAAUUUUCACUAGAGCUUUAACUUUGUUGAAAAAAUAUUCACCAGAUGCCAAAAUAUUUGUGCUAUUGCAUAAAAUGGAUUUAGUGCAGUUGGAUAAAAGACAAGAAUUAUUUCAAAUCAUGAUGAGUAAGUUAAGAGAUACUUCUACAGCAUAUGGAUUUCCUGAAAUUGUUGGUUUCCCAACUUCCAUUUGGGAUGAGAGUUUAUAUAAGGCCUGGUCUCAAAUAGUUUGUUCCUUAAUACCAAAUAUGACACAGUACCAGAAAAAUUGUAAAGAAAUUGCAAAUAUAAUGGAGUGCAGAGAACUAAUACUUUUUGAAAAAACCACAUUUCUAGUGGUGUGCUCUAAUGAAAUGAAAUUUAAUGGAGAUAAUAACACUAAUGGUUUAAUAUCGCAACAACAACAUAAUGGUUUGGAUCCUAAAAGGUUUGAAAAAAUAUCCAACAUAAUGAAAAAUUUUAAACAAAGUAGUGUCAAAAUGAAAAGUUCAUCUUUCAAAAGUUUAAUUAUGAGAAAUUCAGGGAUAUAUGUUUGUGAGUUGACUUCAAAUUUAAUGUGUUUUAUAGUUUUGAAAGAUCCAAGCCAGCAAGAACAAUUAGUUUUAAACAACAUUAAAAGAAUCCAAAAAUAUUUUUCAUAA
Saccharomycodes ludwigii is the source of this 993-nucleotide messenger RNA. RefSeq names its product Rag GTPase GTR1 (gene GTR1). Gene Ontology annotation, cellular component: Gtr1-Gtr2 GTPase complex; nucleus; fungal-type vacuole membrane. The coding region runs from base 1 to 993 and encodes 330 amino acids. Lineage: Eukaryota; Fungi; Ascomycota; Saccharomycetes; Saccharomycodales; Saccharomycodaceae. The record is from RefSeq and is a predicted model, not a curated record. Gene Ontology annotation, biological process: cellular response to starvation; cellular response to amino acid stimulus; positive regulation of TOR signaling. The transcript has a single exon. Gene Ontology annotation, molecular function: GTPase activity; GTP binding.